This is a messenger RNA of Trichosporon asahii var. asahii CBS 2479, 1215 nucleotides long. RefSeq lists its product as uncharacterized. The record is from RefSeq and is a predicted model, not a curated record. The transcript is spliced from 2 exons. Bases 1 to 1215 code for a protein of 404 amino acids. NCBI's taxonomy places the organism in Eukaryota, Fungi, Basidiomycota, Tremellomycetes, Trichosporonales, Trichosporonaceae. Gene Ontology annotation, molecular function: ribonuclease MRP activity. Gene Ontology annotation, biological process: tRNA processing; intronic box C/D snoRNA processing; rRNA processing. Gene Ontology annotation, cellular component: cytosol; ribonuclease MRP complex; nucleolar ribonuclease P complex.
AUGAAGCAGCCGAAGCAGGCCAAGGUUGCGACAGGCCAGACCAUUCGCGACAAGGCGAAGGAGCGCGCCGCUCUCAACCGUGAUGUCGUCAAGCCCGUCUUCGCGAGCCCGCCGAACACGCCCGCGCACCUGCUGAAGGCGAUCAUGGCCGACCUGCCGCAGAUAAUCCCGCAAGAAGUGGCCGACUACCACGUCUCGCGAGCGCGGUGCUCGAAGGCAGCGAAGCGAGCACGCAAGGCCGCCGAGGGCAAGGGCGAAGCCGCUGACGCUGCGAAGUCCGUCGCGGCCAAGGAGUCCGAGCCGGUACCGGCGGAAGCGAUCCGGCCAGAGAUUCUGGACCACCUCGUGCUCGGUCUGAAUGAGGUGAUCAAGGCGCUGGAGCAGGCAACGGGACAGUUGGAGGCGCAGCUCAUCGAGCUUGCCGACGCGAUCGAGGGUGUGCCGUCUCUCCCUCGCUUCCUCCCCACAGAGCCCACGGAAGUCAAGGCUGUCGGCAAGGUGAAGGCGCCGGCAGCUCCGCUCUCGCACGUUCUCGUCCCGCAACUGUCUGUCUCGCCGAUGGCGCUCGUCGACCCCAUCCCGGCGCUCUGUGCGACGUAUAAUACGCACGUCCGACAGCUGCGCGUGCUGGCCAAGUCGGCGCCGGCGGGCGUCACCGUCCCGGAGGUCGCGGAAAUCCGGUUGGUUUCGCUGGGACGAGAGGAGCCUGAGGUAUCUGCGCUUGCUGGUCUUCGACGAGUGGCGUGCUUCGCUGUGCGCCAGUCGCAUCCCAACGCCUGCGUUCUCGACGGACUGUGCAAGAAUAUCCCUCCGCCGCGGCACAGCAUCACGCUGCCCUUCCCGACGCGCCUGCGCAUCAUCGAUGGCAAGGACGCUGGAACGCCGGCUAAGACGAACGGGAAGGAGAAGGAAGUGGCAAGCAAGCUACCCGAGACGCCGGUGGAGUACGCUCCGCUACACGUUAAGGCGCUGCACACUACGAUGCCACUGGACAACAACGCGCGCAAGGCCGUGCGUCUAGAGGAGGUGCGGAAGAAGCGCGCGGAGAACAAGGCGAAGCGCCGCGAGGCGCGCGAGGCCCUCGAGCGCAAGGUGCGCCUCGAUCUCGGACAUGCGCGCGGGAAGGGACGUAAGGCGCGCCUCGCCGAGAAGGCGGAGAAGGCAGCGGCGAAGGCGGCCGAGUCCGGACCGGCGCAGAAGAAGGCGAAGAAGUAG